AUGUACUCAAGUUGGGCGUACUCUUUGCUUCAUGAGUUCAAAAAUGAUCCAACACAGAUAUCAGCAAAACAGUGGCAGGGACAAGAAUCGACGAAGGGACCAACAACGGUUUUGAUAAAACCCGAUGGGAAAACCCUAGAGGCAUUUGGCUUUGAGGCGGAGACAAGAUAUACAGAACUGAUAGACGAAGACGAGCAUGAAUCGUACUACUUCUUCAAAAGAUUUAAAAUGAAGUUAUGGAACCAGGCAAGUACAUGUCAGAGCUGGUAUCAAGAAACAAAUCUCACUGUUGCUCUAGAACCAGAGGCAGCGUCAUUGUUUUGUCGCCUCCUACCGGUCGAACGAAGUGGAAAUAAAACGUCGCUCGGCAAACUGAAAGCUAAACAGAAAUAUCUGGUGUUGGACGCGGGAGGUGGGACAAUAGAUAUUACCGUCCAUGAAGUGUUGCAGUCGAUGGAGGUAAAGGAACUGUACAAGGCGAGCGGCGGUGCUUGGGGUGGAACUAAGGUUGACGAAGCCUUCAAAGGGUUUAUCAAUGACAUUGCAGGGUUCGACGCCAUGGCCGAUUUAAAGCGUAAACACCUCGACGAUUACAUCGAAUUGUUUCGUCGAUUCGAAAACAAGAAGCGGUCCAUUUCACCAGACAUAGACAGCAAAACGGUUAUUCCCCUUCCUCAGUCCCUGUGCUCAUUGAUAGAGAAACGACAGGGACGAGCCUUGUGUGACCUCAUCAAGAACACGUCUUAUGCCAAUUUGGUGUCAAUGAAAAACGAGAAGGUUAACAUCGACGCUAGCGUUGCUAGACAGUUUUUCGAUACAUCUGUUUCAAGCACAGUUGAGCACUUGAAGAACAUUCUAAGCUUGCCAGUAAACAGGGGUGUAGAAGCUAUUUUGAUGGUAGGUGGAUUUUCAGAGUCACCUAUGCUUCAACACGCCGUUAGCACGGAGUUCGGAGCUGUGAAAAGAAUUGUUCCACGGGAAGCAAGCCUGGCAGUACUGAAAGGGGCUGUAAUAUUUGGGCACAACACAAAAGCUAUCAAAGAACGUAUUAGCCAACGUACUUACGGUGUUGAAACGACUUCUCCUUUCGAUGCAACCAAACACGUUGUGACCAAAAAGAAAUAUUAUGAAGGAAAAGCCCGAUGCCGCAAUGUGUUUGAAAAACAUGUAGAAAUCGGACAGAAACUUACUGUUGGCAAAGCACAAUCUAACAUAAUAUAUCAUCCUCUAUAUGCUCACCAAACUUUUAUCAGCCUGCCAAUUUUCACAACGUGCGAUAAGAAUCCCAUGUACACGACAGACCCGGGGUGUAUUCAGGUUGGGAACCUUGAAAUACCAAUAUGUGGCAGCGGAACAAACAGAUGGGUAAACGUACGAUUCAUUUCUGGAGGGACGGAAAUCGAUGUCGAGGCAACAGAGAAAGCAACAGGAAAGGUUCACCACUUGAAGAUAGACUUUCUGACAUAA
Molecule: messenger RNA, 1467 nt
Organism: Mya arenaria
Lineage: Eukaryota; Metazoa; Mollusca; Bivalvia; Myida; Myidae
Product: heat shock 70 kDa protein 12A-like
Exons: 6
Coding region: 1-1467 (488 amino acids)
Source: RefSeq, a predicted model, not a curated record